Salvia hispanica is the source of this 1623-nucleotide messenger RNA. Its product is annotated as putative pectinesterase/pectinesterase inhibitor 46. The record is from RefSeq and is a predicted model, not a curated record. Gene Ontology annotation, molecular function: pectinesterase activity; enzyme inhibitor activity. Lineage: Eukaryota; Viridiplantae; Streptophyta; Magnoliopsida; Lamiales; Lamiaceae. Gene Ontology annotation, biological process: cell wall modification.
AUGGCUAGCUUCAACCCCUACGGCAAUCUAAACGAGGCCGAGCAAGAAGGGGUCGCAGCGCGUCGGAAAACGCGCCAACGCAUCACCAUCAUCGUCGUAUCCAGCAUAGUCCUUGUCGCCAUCAUGGGCGGAAUCUUCCUCUUCACUCAAACUCGAGACGCAGGAGGCCUUUCCACCUCCCUGAAGGCCUCCUGCGCCGCGACCCUAUACCCCAACACGUGCUACACCAGCCUCUCCCCACUAAUAAAACCGCGCCACGUCAGCCCUCAUGACAUCUACAAGCUCUCCCUCCAAGUCUCCUUGGGCGAGCUCUCCCGAGCCGCCGACGGAUUCUUCCAACACCCUACAGUGCAGAAGGUGGUCGCAGACAACAACAGAACGCUCGCGGCACUGGAGAGCUGCCGCGAGCUAUUCUCCCUGGCGCUCGACCACCUCAACGACUCCGCGUCCUCCGCCGCUGCCAGCCUCCACGACCACAGGACGUGGCUGAGCGCCGCGGCGACAUACCAGGAGACGUGCGUCGAGGACCUGAGCACUGCAUCAGCGGCGCUCGGGGCCCUCGCCGCGGGUCACCUCGGGAACUGCACUGAGUACACCAGCAACAGCCUGGCGCUCGUCAGCGCGGCCGAGGAAGCACUCGGCGGCGGGGCCGGCGGUCGGAGGAUGCUGGAGAUGCCGGCGGGGCAGAUGAAGUUCGACGCGGUGGUGGCGAGGGACGGGAGCGGUGGCUACACGACGAUCGCGGCGGCGCUGAAGAUGGUGCCGGAGAAGAGUAAAAAGAGGUUUGUUAUAUACGUGAAAAGGGGGACUUAUUUUGAAAAUGUGAGGAUAGAGAAGAAGAUGUGGAAUGUGAUGAUGAUUGGUGAUGGAAAGGAUGCCACCAUUGUUUCCGGCCGUCUCAACCAUGCUGAUGGAACUCCCACAUUCCAAUCCGCCACAUUUGCCGUGAAGGGGAAAGGAUUCAUGGUCCGAGACAUGGGGUUCGUAAACACGGCCGGGGCAAGCAAGGGCCAAGCCGUGGCCCUUAUGUCAACGGCCGACCGCUCGGCCUUCUACCGCUGCAAAAUGGACGGGUACCAAGACACGCUCUAUCCACACUCCAACCGCCAAUUCUACCGCGAGUGCGACAUCUACGGCACCGUGGACUUCAUCUUUGGAAACGCCGCGGUCGUGAUCCAAAAUUGCAACAUUAUGCCCAAGCUGCCCUUGCACGGCCAAAAAAACACCAUCACCGCCCAAGGCAAGAAGGAUCCGAACCAAAACACGGGCAUAUCCAUCCAUAACUGCAUCAUUAGACCCACGGCCAACUUGACCGGGGUCAACAACUUCUUAGGGCGGCCGUGGAAGAAUUACUCCACGACCAUUUUCUUGCAAAAUAAGAUGGAGGGCUUCAUCGACCCGAAAGGGUGGCUACCUUGGGUUGGCACCACGGCCCCGAGCACCAUCUUCUACGCUGAGUACCGGAACUGGGGGCCCGGGGCCGGGACCAGUGAUAGGGUCAAGUGGAGUGGCUUGAGGCUCAAACUUAAUGCCCAACAAGUUAGUAGGUUUACGGUUGAGGAAUUCAUCAAUCGAGACAAAUGGAUUAACGAAAUGGGUGUUACAUAUAAAUCGGGACUUUGA